AUGUCUCUCACGUUCAUCGUCAUCAUCAUCGUUUUCGUUACGAUUACUACGGCAACGACAAUAAGAACGGCAGCGUCGACGGCAGCGACGAAUCGUGAAAGCAUAGAUACUGAAGUAAAUCUGUAUCUACAAAAGUACGGCUACUUGAGUAGACGUAAAUGGGCGAAAACACAUCUCACGUGGAAUUUCCAGCUAGCGGAUCCACAAACCUUGCAAACUACCGAAUUUGCGUUCUCGCUAUGGGCAGCUAAUUCAUCUUUAUCGUUUGAACGUAAAACGAUAAAUCCCGAUAUCUUGAUAUCUUAUCGUAGUGGGACAUACACGUACGCUGAUCGUAGACGCAACGAAGAAAUUUGCACCUCUUCGUUAGAUGGACCUGGUGGAGUACUCGCUCACGCGUUCUAUCCUCCUACCGUUAACAAUUACAGCAGUGAAAUACACAUAGAUAGUGCAGAACCGUGA
Molecule: messenger RNA, 462 nt
Organism: Trachymyrmex cornetzi
Lineage: Eukaryota; Metazoa; Arthropoda; Insecta; Hymenoptera; Formicidae
Product: stromelysin-3-like
Exons: 2
Coding region: 1-462 (153 amino acids)
Biological process (GO): collagen catabolic process; extracellular matrix organization; proteolysis
Cellular component (GO): extracellular matrix
Molecular function (GO): zinc ion binding; metalloendopeptidase activity
Source: RefSeq, a predicted model, not a curated record